GGCCGGACCGUUCUACAACGGCGCAGUCUUCACCCGCGGGCCUCACACGUCGUUCCUCUACAGCUAUGGCUCGGAGCCAGUUCACGAGGAAGGAGAUCGAGGGUCGCAACCACAGGGAGGAUGCCGCGUUCGUGAUUGAUAACGUGGUGUACGACGUGACGCAGUUUCUGCGGGAGCACCCUGGAGGCGCGGAGGCGCUGCUCGACAAUGCAGGUGCUGAUGCCACGCGCAGUUUCAGCGACGUGGGCCACAGUCACGACGCGCGUGCCCUCAUGCAAAAGUACGCUGUGGGGGAGCUGGUGGAGAGUGACCGCUGGCAAGUAGAGACCACAGACUCGACUGACUUCGGCGACAGCAGCGGUACAGCCGCCAGCCUGCUGGUAAUGCUGGGCCCGCCACUCGCGUUGGCUGCCGCCUCUAUAUUUCUCUACUCGUAUGUACUCUAGCUGUGUUUGCUAAGAAAGCUGUCCUUCAACAGUGUCAGAUGUGAGUUUGCGGCUAUGUACAAAAUUGCUACUUCAAAAUACUUACGUUACCCUUACGUUCAACUGUCUGUAUUUAUCAUUUCUAUGUGUUUACCAAUAUUAUCAUUAAUGAGUGAAUGAAGCUAUUUACUAAAUUGAUUUUUUGGUGGAAAGGAUGUAGAUACUUCCAUGAUAAUCCCACGGUUACUUACCAUACUUUUCCAAAGAAACCUUCAAAUUGAUUUGCGUGUAUUUUGUGUCUGUGUUUUCUAGUCAAGUUGUUCAGGUAUGAUACCUCUGGGACUCUUGAGACUCAUCUCACACUACUGACCUGAUGAUGGAAGCUUCAGGUGUCCUUAUCUGGAAAUGUGUUGUUAAGAACUUGUAUGUUUAGUUGAGUGAGUGGAAAUUAACUUAUCACAAACUUUGUACGUCACCUCACCUGUAUAUAAAUUAGUGUGUGUCCAACACAGUAAUUGUGUAGCGACAAAAUUUUUUUUUUAUUUAUUUUUGGAAUCAAAUACACUUAUAUAUUAAUUUAUUCUAUCAAUGGCCUCGUAGUUGUUAGAGUUUCAUGAAUGAAAUGAAGUGAAUGUUUGAAUGGGUGUCCGUUUAAUAUAUUCACUAUUACUUUGCUUGUCAGUAGAUUC
Molecule: messenger RNA, 1114 nt
Organism: Achroia grisella
Lineage: Eukaryota; Metazoa; Arthropoda; Insecta; Lepidoptera; Pyralidae
Product: cytochrome b5-like
Exons: 1
Coding region: 66-446 (126 amino acids)
Cellular component (GO): membrane; intracellular membrane-bounded organelle
Molecular function (GO): heme binding
Source: RefSeq, a predicted model, not a curated record